AUGGCUACAAGUGCUUGUUCUACACCGAGUACAUCACCUGGACUUGGACAUUAUGAAGAUAAUUAUCGAAUAAAAUCUAAAGUUAAGAAUCAAAAGUUAACGAUUAAAAUUAAAAAGGAGCCAUCUGUUCCCACAAAAGUGAAAAAGUCAAAGCAUACCAAAUCCAUUUCAUCAGAUGCUAUUGGUGAUAAUAACAAUAAUAACAAUCACAGCACACCUAUGAAAUCCCCACGUCCAUCUUCGAUAGGCAGUGGUGGUGGUGGCGGUGUCUCCAGUCGAGGACGUGGCGGUGUUCGUGGAGGACGUGGUGGUGGUGGUGCUUCUGCAGCUACCACAGGUAGUAGUCGUAAAGGACGACCUAAACUAUCAACUAAAUUAGAACAAGAGGAUAAAGAACAACAACAACAGGAGGGACAUGAUGAACAACGGCAACCGCAACCACCACAACAACCUAAGCAAGAACAAAAGCCUGAACCAGUUGUUAGUUUUCCUCCUCCUCAGAGUAAAUGUGAAUCGCCUGCGAAUACUACUCCAACGACUACGACUACUAAUACUACUGGAUUAUACUGCCUCUGUAAAACUCCUUAUGAUCAAUCAAGAGAAUAUAUUGGAUGUGAUCUAUGCCGUGAUUGGUUUCAUUUUGAAUGUGUCGGCCUGGAUCCAAAAGAUGCGCAUAAAUUGGGUGAUUCAUGGCAUUGUCCUGAUUGUAAACAGGCGGAGUUGAAGGCGAAUGAAAUGUUGUAUUGUGUUUGUCGGACGCCGUAUGAACCGACAAGAGUAUAUAUUGCCUGUGACGGAUGCGAUGAAUGGUAUCAUCCUGAGUGUGUUGGUUUAACACCUGAAGAAGCUGUUAAUCAUGAGGAUACCUAUCUAUGUCCAACAUGUCGUGAAUCAGCCCAGUCUACCACUUCUGCUGACGCUGCUGUGGAUACAACUUCUACUAAAUCCUCCAAAAGUGGUGGUAGAACAAACAAAUCUAAAACAGCAUCCAAUCACGAUAAUAAUAAUAAUAAUGAUAAUAAUGGCAAUACUCUUGAAGAUACGAGUGCUAUUCACCCGGUGACUGGAGCCAAAACUAUUUAUGCUACUCAUCUCAAUACAGAUAGUAUACAAAGAUUAAUUCAUUUAGUUGAUGAAAUUAAGAAACAUAAAAUGUCAUGGCCUUUUGUAACUACUCCAGAUCCACAAAAGUUCCCUAUCGUCAAUACUUUAAAUGCUGCAUUUAAUCUCCCCAAUGUUAUUAUCAAUUUGAAAACAGGUGUAUAUAAAACUCUUGGUGAUUUCUCCUUCGAUAUGAAUCGUCUUUUUACUAAUUCACGUUUAAUCUAUCCAAAAGAUACACCAGAAUUUAAUUGCACAGAGAUUGUUGAAGCAUUAUUUGUUCAAAAAAUGAAACAAUUUAAAGAAACUUUAUAAAAACUUUUGUAUAUAUGAAAUAAAAACAAAAUAAAAUCAAUUUCCCUACAGAAGAAUUCAUGAUGAUGAUGAUGAGACGAAUCUGACAAGAUGAUGAUAACUACAGAUUAUUUACCUAAAUUUACGAUCUCAGAGGAUUCAACUCACUCAACAGUGUUGAUCCUUUCUUCCCAUUGCCAAUAAUUGUAUUUAUUUAUACAUAUACAGAUAUAUAGAUAUAUCAUCAAUGUAUAUUUCUAUCUAUUCCACUGUGUUACCUAAUAAAUAUGAUCAUUAUUUCACUGACUACUUAAUUGAUUUUCAGUAGUUUAAACAGAAAAAUGAAAAAUUUUAUGUACA
This is a messenger RNA of Trichobilharzia szidati, 1755 nucleotides long. NCBI's taxonomy places the organism in Eukaryota, Metazoa, Platyhelminthes, Trematoda, Strigeidida, Schistosomatidae. The record is from the annotation of a GenBank genome assembly.